Messenger RNA from Spirometra erinaceieuropaei, 15973 nucleotides. The record is from the annotation of a GenBank genome assembly. NCBI's taxonomy places the organism in Eukaryota, Metazoa, Platyhelminthes, Cestoda, Diphyllobothriidea, Diphyllobothriidae.
AUGGAGGAUUGGGGAAGCCAACCAAUGAGGGCGCGGACGGAAGAAUGGAAGGUAUUAUUGUGUACUUCGUCCACUUACUCUCCAUGCCUGCCGGCAGUGCCUGUGGCCGUUACUGGCCGGUCAUAGAGGGAGCUGUCGAUUAAGGCGAGCCAACCGUCGGCAAUUGGAGAUGCUAACCAACGAAGACGCAGACGGAGUAGUAGAAGGUAUGACUCUGUACUACGUCCACUUACUCUCCACGCCUACGUGCAGAGCCUCUGGCCGUUACUAGCCGGAUGAUAGAAGGAGCUGUCUAUUGUGGAAUGCCAACCAUUGACGAUUGGGGAAGCCAACCAAUGAAGGCGCGGACAGAAGACUGGAAGGUAUGACUCUGUACUUCGUACACUUACUCUACAUGCCUAGAUGCAGUGCCUAUGGCCGUUACUGGCCGGUCAUAGCGGGAGCUGUCGAUUGUGGAGAGCCAACCAUGUACGCUUGGAGAAGCCAACCAAUGACGGCGCCGACGGACGACUGGAAGGUAUGACUCUGUACGUCGUCCACUUACUCUCCCUGGCUGCCUACAGUGCCUAUUGCCGUUACUGGCCGGUCAAAGAUGGAACAGAAGGUUGAAGAGAGGCAACCAUUGACGGUUGGAGAAGCUUAACAACGAAAACACAGAUGGAAGACUAGAAGGUAUGACUCUGUACUGCGACCACUUACUCUCCAUGCCUAAAUGCAGAGCAUAUGGCCGUUACGGGCCAGGUCAUAGAAGGAGAUGUCGAUUGAGAGGAGGCAACCGUCAACGAUUGGGGCAGCCAGCCAAUGACGGCGCCGACAGAAGACUGAUAGGUAUGAUUCUAUACUUCGUACACUUACUAAACAUGCCUAGCUGCAGUGCCUCUGGCCGCUACUGGCCGGUCAUAGCGGGGGCUGUCGAUUGUGGAGAGCCAACCAUGUACGCUUGGAGAAGCCAACCAAUGACGGCGCCGACGGAAGACUGGAAGGUAUGACUCUGUACGUCGUCCACUUACUCUCCCUGGCUGCCUACAGUGCCUAUUGCCGUUACUGGCCGGUCAAAGAUGGAACAGAAGGUUGAAGAGAGGCAACCAUUGACGGUUGGAGAAGCUAAACAACGAAAACACAGAUGGAAGACUAGAAGGUAUGACUCUGUACUGCGACCACUUACUCUCCAUGCCUAAAUGCAGAGCAUAUGGCCGUUACGGGCCAGGUCAUAGAAGGAGAUGUCGAUUGAGAGGAGGCAACCGUCAACGAUUGGGGCAGCCAGCCAAUGACGGCGCCGACAGAAGACUGAUAGGUAUGAUUCUAUACUUCGUACACUUACUAAACAUGCCUAGCUGCAGUGCCUCUGGCCGCUACUGGCCGGUCAUAGCGGGGGCUGUCGAUUGUGGAGAGCCAACCGUGGACGUUUGGAGAAGCCAACCGAUGACGGCGCCGACAGAAGACUGCAAGGUAUGACUCUGUACUUCGUCCACUUACUCUUUUAGGCUACCUACGAUGCCGGUGGCCGUGAAUGGCCGGUCGAAGGGGAAGUUGUCUAUUAAAGAAAGCCAACCGUCGGCGUUACUGGCCGGUCGAAGAGGGAGCAGUAGGUUGAAGAGAGCCAACCAUGUACGAUAGGAGAAGCUAAACAACGAAGGCUCAGACGGAAGACUGGAAUGUAUGACUCUGAACUUCAUCCACUUACUCUCCAGGCCUACCGACGAUGCCUGUGGCCGUUACUAGCCGGUCAAAGAAGGAGCUGGCGAUGUUGGAAACCCAACCAUGGAUGAUUGCUGAUUGGUGCGGCGCGGCGGCAAAAAAAAAUACCACAAGCACACCUACUGAGCAAACAAUAGUAAGUAAGGUAGCCGUGAUGGAAGACCUGCGGCCGCUUAUUUAGCACCGGUCAAUUAAUCUUUUCGAAAAGAAAACGCAUUUCGGAAAUUCGGUCAACAUUUCUCGACUUAGAUCACCUAAUGUACUUCGCUGUCCGACGGCAGGAUAUCGCGGAAAAUGUAUUCAAACUGACGGCAUCCUCACCCACAGGUAGCUUUUAUUAUCACAAACAGGGGAUGCUCAAUUUUCGAAAGGAUUACGGGUGCACGCUGCUUCCUUCAGUCCAGUCCGACUGCCUUCAUCUUUUGAUUGUCCGCCUUCGAAUUAAUGGGAGUUAAUGACUGGCGUGAUCGUGGAACAAGCCUCGCGAUUGGUACAGGCCAUGCGUUAUCACAGUUUACCUGAGGAACAAUCGAAUAAUUGUCAGACACACAUAAGUAUAGGGUAGCCGCAGAAUAGUGGACGCCUCAGCGCUAUGGGUGGCCUCGUUUCCAAUUUCAGGAAGGACGCCUAUCCACGUUUACAAACAAUUUAAUCUUAACCCACCUUGUGUUAACUCCGGCCACACCGCUAAUAUGCCUAGGCUUCACCCAGACCCUUCUAAACACAACCAUGUCCCUACCCUUCUUAACCGAUUCCUUAAUUCCCUGGAAUGUUGGAUAAGGCCGCCUGUAAUUCACCAUCCAUAUUUCCGUGCUUAAACUCAAAGCCACGUUCCGUCCUUACUAAGAGACUGUGGAAUGUCUGGGUAUGUCCUUUUUAGCUGUCAGUAUGUGGGAUGGAUUUCAGUAGAAUGUGAAAUUGUUUCUGCCAAUAGCUAGAUUGUACUGUAGCCGGAUAAAAAUGCAAAAAGAUUCUUUAAUCAUUGAGCAAAACGUUCAAGUUACUUCGUUGUUCGACGGCUGGAUCCGGCGAAAAAAAGUGUUUGAAUUGACAGAAACCUAUCAGCCCCUCAACCCGGUCCAACUGCCUUCAACUUUCGAUUGUCAGGUUUCGAAUUAAUGGGAGGUAGUGAUUGGCGUGAUCGGACAUGGGCAUGGGCACUGUUUGACCGAUCGGCAGUACACAGUGCUACUGUAAAAUUGCAGGGGUUUAUUUCCGCGAAUGAAAAGACAGCAUGCAAAAUAGGCUGAGGGUUGGGGAGGGCUCGCGCAUGCACGUCAGUAGUCGUUCUUGCGCAAUGCCUCAGAUCAGGGUGCGUCCCUCAGCUGAUCCGGAACAGGGCCAUAGAGACUCAUGUUCAACGAUAGAUUAUGGUGCAAAUCAGGUCAGCCAAUUAGCCUGACUUCAUCCUCCAGCCCAUUUGGUCCGUUACCGGCGCUUGAAAAGCAACGCAAAUAUUUAGGCGACAAAAUCAGCAUAAUAGGCCGGAAGGCGUGCUUUGGAAGUUGGAGUACAUAAUUUGAUCCACACGGUAGCGCUUUACCAACCUCCGUGACCCAAUUUCAGGUCUGUUUUCGUAUUUGUAGGAAGCAGUUCGUGACCCGCUUUGAAGCCAAACGACUCCAACGAUGCUCUACUUUCCUUUUUACCUGAGCAUUAAGUUGGCAAUUAACUAGUUUUAGCUAAGUCAAAUCUUCCACUGAAAUUAAAAUUGCGGGUGUAUGCCUCAUCAGAAUCAGAUUAUCUGUCUCGCGAUUGUUUCAGACCAUGCCUUAUCACAGUUUACCUGAGGAACAAUCAAAGAACUGUCGGACACACAGAAGUACAGGGUGGCCGCGGAAUAGUGGACGCCAAUCGGUAAAAUUACCAGCUUAUGUUAUGAUAGACCGGCCAGUCGAUCCAGGUUAUCAGUCAGUACGCGAAGUGUGUUGAUGGGAAGUUAACAUCAUUAUUUGGUUGAAUAGAUUGCGGGACGUCUUUAGUGGCUACUAUAUUUUGUGGCUUCAUGUCAUCGGCAGUACACCGACUUUUCCAAACGGCAGGACAAAAUAGUUUUCGUCCCUUAUGGAAUAAAAUAUUACAUCCGUGAAGCCUGGUGUGCACUGACACUGCUUGGCCGAUCGGCAGCACACAACGCUACUGUACAAUUGCAGAUGUUUAUUUCCUAGUAUAAGCAUAGCGAAGAGAAAGAUAACAUGCAAAGUAGAUUGAGGGUUGGAGUGGGCUUGCGCAUGCACGUCAGUAGUCGUUCUGGUGCAAUGCCUCAGAUUAGAAUGCGUCCCUCAGCCGAUCCGGAACAGGGCUAUAGAUACGCACGUUCAGCGAUAGAUUAUAGUGGAACUUAGGUCAGCCAAUUAGCCUGAUUUCAUCCUCCAGAUCAUGUGGUCCUUUACCGUCGCUUGAAACAUAAGGGGGAUAGUCAGGCAAUAAAAUCGCUAUGGUAAGCCAGAUUUCGUGCUCUGGAUGUUGGACAAAAAUAAUUUAAUCAAUCUGAUAGCGUUUUACUAAACUCCGUGACCCCGUUUUAGAUGUGUUUUUUAUUUGUGGGGAAUAGUUCAUGACACCCUAACGAUACUCUGCUUGCCUUGUUCCAUAAGCAAUAAGUUGGCAAUUAAUUGGUUUUAUCGAAGUCACAUCUUUCACUGAAAUUAAUAUUGCAGCUGAAUUCCUCCACAGAAUCCGGUUUUCGGUGAUAAAGUCCUUAUGGGAUAUUGAUAUCAACGCGUACAACCAUGGACUCCGGCAGGCUGAUUUGAAUUCUGUCAAUCAAGAGUGAAGCCCAAGCCCAGGUUUACAUUUCGGAAUGCAUGCCUAAAUUGACAUUCUGAAAUUUAAGAAGCGUUGAUUUCCGAACGUUCGCUACCAAAAGGGCACAGUCGCUGACCAGUCUCCUAAAAUAUUAACCAAAAUACUGAAGUGUUUUUUUUUCAAUGUAAAAGUACUUCCUUAUUGGUUUCGUACUAUUAAAUUUCACUCAGAGCCAUCUCAAGAUAGUUAACUUAUAUCGAGAUGCCGACUGUUGAAUGCACGUGAGUCGGUCAGGACAGCCAAAGUUUUGAAUACCUUUCCAGAGACCAUCGCGAUUUGUCUUGCCACAAGCUUUUGUCAGGUUUUCAAAUCUGAGACGAAUGGGGGUCCGCAUUUUCUGCCGCCUAUCUUGUUACUGAUAGGAAACAAAAGUUCUGCGUCAGGUUUCGCAGCGUCGUGGGAAGUUUCACUGGCUUUUCGGUUAACUUCUUAUUCCAAAUGUCAUUUAAGUCUACUGAGAAUGAUGCAAGCUCAAAUCUUUCUGGCAAGGUAUUAGACCGAAAUUUGUGAGUGCCUAUCACAGACUUCCCAGUUAUAUUACCACUUCUGAAGUUGAACGACCGUCACGACCUUGUCAUUGCUAUCGCAUUUCUUGGAAGAGGAAUUUUGGUUUCUCCGGAUGCUAAGUUCAACCCUGUUUGUAGACUUGAAAGAUGAUUGCGUCCACUCCCGGUGCUCUGUCGCUGGGGUGUUUGUCGCGCGGUUCUGAUUGUUCGCCUCCAUUUGGGGAGCCGGCGUCGGAUCGCGGAUGGGCGGAUCGCGGAUGAGGACGGUUCUGCCGUGCUCAGUCCAGGGCUCCAGACACUGCGAUCCUCCUUCGAUAAGUGUUAGUUCCUCAGGACUGGGAAGCCUUCGGGUUCUUUGGUUGGAGGAAGGGAGGGGUAACAAUACUCUUCAUAUCGUCAUGGUCCGCGCAUCCUCGGAUUUCCUCCACGAUGCAAUGCAUCUCCUCAUUUUUAAUCUAAUGCAGCGUCUUCUGCACAAGCUGGCGAAAUCUGAGGAUCACGGCUUCGGUUGCUUCGAUUCUGCGGUUGAGUUGGUCACAGUGUAGCAUGUCCUACUCGACGAAUAAACCGUUGGCCUCUGCGCUGUUGUCGAACUUCCGUUUCCGGCCUUGACAUCAUGCGCACCCGGGAUAGUGGAAUGGUGGCCUUUCCGAAAGUAGCCCCAAUGAGUCUUCGCGGCAGCACAUAAUGAAUGUUGAAUAUUAGUUUUUAAAAUUAAAUAUACACAUUUGGGUAUGAGAAUGUAUGACAAAGGUGCUUUAGAAUAUCUCGAGUUUCGAUUUUGUCAAAACAUGCUUAUUUCUUUAAAAUGUCGGCAUUUAAGUCAGAACAUAUUGUAUGCCGUUAUGCGAAAACAAACAUGUGUCCAUCAAACGCCCGUGUUGAUUGACCGUCCGAAGAAAGCGUGUUCAGUCAACUAACGUAAACAAUCGGAGUAAAAAGAAGUGUCCGGUAAUUGGGAAUCCCCAUAAAUGUCCCGUCAAUCUUUCUGCAAAGAUCAACACCCGUUUCUGUUACUCCCGAGUACAUACAACACUAAAGACAAAAGCAACGCAACCACUUCUUGGCAAUGUCCAGAAUGUAUGUGUUUAACAAACGCAACAACAACUUACAUAUUGGAAGUUCACAGUUUUGUCAUUCUAUUCUUUCAGUAUUCAAAGUGAGCACGCCGACCUGAUCCUAGAUAAAAAUCGAGAUCCGUCAUGAUCGCAAAUGUGUCUUCUAGCUAGGCCGUUAAACUGGGAGGGAAAUAGCAAGCACUCAAAAGAAAAUUCCUCAUCUCUUAGUUUGGCAUGUUGGCUGUACCUACAAAUACCGGACGCAUAGCAUACAUUUAUUUUAAAUAAGCGAACGUCUGCUUUUAAUUUACCUCUUUGUACGCGAAUUUGACUAGCCUAUGUGCAGUUUCGCCAAAUCUCGCAAUAUGUAUGCCCCUACUGAGAGACUGCGGAGUGUCCCAGUAGGUCAUUUUAGCUGUCAAUUUGUUGGAUGGAUCUCACUUUAAUGUGAAGUAGUUUCCUCUAAUAGCUAAACGGUGUCGUAGUCACUGAGCAAAACUUUUAAGUUACUUCGCUGUCGCAGGGCAGACUACCGCGAAGAAGUGUGUUCAAACUGACGGCAAUCUCACACACAGGUGGCUUCUACUACCUCAAGCAGGCGAUGCUGCAUGUUCGGAAAGAUUACGGAAACACGCUACUCCCCUCAGUCCAGUCAAACUGCCUUCACCUUUCGAUUAUUAGGUUUCAAAUUAAUGGGAGGUAGUUAUUGGCGUGAUUGUUUUAAGGCCAUGCGUUAUCACAGUGUACGUGAGGAACAAUCACAUAAUUGUCGGAUGCACAGAAGUAUAGAGUGGUCGUAGAAUAGUAGACGUCUGUAUGAAGUAUUGCUAGUUUAUGCGAUGAUAGAUCGGCCAGUCGGUCCAGGUUGUCAGUCACUACAAGAAAGUUGUUGAUGGGCAGUAAACACCAUUUUUCAGUGUCUUUAGAGGCUACUUUGGGUUGUGGCCUCAUGCCAAAGGCAGUACACUGACUUUCCCAAAAAGCAAAGCAAAUUAGUUUACGUCACUGGACACUGCUUCGCCGAUCGGCGGCACAUAAUGCUACUGUAAAAUUGCGGUGGCUUAUUUCCUAGCACUAGCAUCGAGAAGAAAAAGAUAACAUGCAAAGUGGGCUGCGGGUUGGGUAGGGCUAGCGUCUGCACGUCAGUAAUUGUUCUGGCGCAAUGCCUUAGAUCGGAGUGCGUCCCUGAGCUGAUCCGGAACAGGGCCAUAGAGACCCUCGUUCAGCGAUAAAUUAUGGUGUAAAUCAGGUCAGCCAAUUAGCCUGAUUUCAUCCUCCAGCUCAUUUGGUCCGUUACCGGCGCUUGAAGCACAAGACAGAGAUUUAGGCAAUAAAACCCCCAUGCUAAGAUAGAAGGCGUUCCUUGGAAAUUGAACUAAAUCAUUUGAUCCAUCUGGUAGCGCUCUACUAAUCGCUGUGCCCCCAUUGCAGGUCUGUUUUUGUAUUUGCAGGGAGCACUUUAUGACACGCUUUGAAGCCACACGUUCCUAACGACGCUCUACUUGCCUUUUCCCAUAACCACUGAUUUACAAUGAGCUGGUUGAAGCAAAGUGAAAUCUUUCACUGAAAUUAAAAUUGCAGUCGAAUACCUCCUCAGAAUCACGUUUUCAGUUAUAAAGUCCUCAUGGGAUAUUGAUAGCAACGUGUACAACCAUAGACUCCUGAAGACUGAUUUGAAUUCUGCCAGUUAAGUGGGUGGUUCGUGCAUUCGCUUAAUAAUGCCAAAGCCCCGGUUUACAUUUGGGAAUGCAUACCGGAAUUGGCAUUCCAUAAUUUAAGGGUUCAGAAGCGAAUCGUUGAUUUCCGAAUGUUUGUUACCUAAAAAUUAAAGUAGGUUACCAGUCCCGUGAAAUAUUGACCAAAGUCCUGAAGUGCUCUUCUCAAUGUAUAAAGACCUCACGAUUGGGUUCAUACUAUGCGACUUCACUCAGAACCACUUCAAGAUAAUUUUGCUAAAUCGAGAUGACGACUUUUGAAUGCACGUGAGUCGUUAAUGACAGCCGAAGUUUUGACUCAAUUUCCAGGGACCGUUGCGAUUUAAAUUGCCAUGAGAUUUUCUCGUGUUUGCGAAUUUCAUACGGAUGAAGGCCCACAUUUUCUGGCGCCUAUCUUGUCACUGGUAGGCAGCAAGGUCCUGUCAUUGGUUUCGCAGCGUCGAGGGAAGUUUCCCUGGCUUUGCGGUAAGGUUCGAUUUCCAAAUGUCCUCUAAAACCACUGAGAAUGAUGCAAGCUCAGAUCUUUCUAGCGAUGUUUAAGAGCAAAAUUCGUCUGUGACUAUUACUGACUUAGCAGGUAUCUUACCGCUAUUUGAGGUUAACGACUGUCACGUCGUUGUCCUUGCUACCGCAUUUCUCGGAACGGCAGUUUGAGUUUAUCCAGGUGCUAGGUUAAAUCCUGUCUGUAGACUUCAAAGAUGAUUAAGUCCGAUGGCUGGGUGCAUGUUUCACGGUCUUGAUUGAUUGCUCCCAUUUGGUGGAGCUGAACGGAUCGGGGAUGGGCAAUUGAGGACAAUUCUGUGGUUCUCAGAAGAGCGCUUCUGCCUCUGCGAUCUCCCCUCGAGAAGUGUUAUUUCCUGGGAACUGUGAAGCCUUAGGGUUCUUUGGUCGGAGGAAGGUAGGGAUGACAAUACUCUUCAUAUCGUCAUGGUCCGCUUAUCCUUGGACUUCCUCCACGAUGCCAUGCAUAUGCUUAUUUUUAAUCGAAUGCAGCGUUUACUGCACAAGGUAAUGUCAUCUGAGGAUUACGGAAAUGGUUGCUUCGGAUCUGCGGUUGAUUUGAGCACUGUGUAGCAUGACAUGCUCGACCAGUAAACCGUUGGCCUCUGAGUUGUUGUCGAAAAACCAUUUCUGACAUUGAGAGCAUGUUCGCCCGGGACAGUAGAAUGGAGGCAGUUUCGAAAAUGGCACCACUGAGUCUCUGCGGCAGCGCAUAAUGGAUGCCAAAUAUUAGUUUUUAAAAUUAAGUAUACAUAUUUGGAUGUGUGACAGUGUGUCAAUCUUGCUUUAUAAUUUCUUGAAUUUAAAUUUUGUAAAAAAAUCCUUAUUUCCUUAAAAUCUCAGCAUCUAGGUCAGAAAAUCUUGUAUGCCGUUAUGUAAACACGAGCAUGUGUCCAUCGAACAAGUCUGUUGACUGGCCGAAAGCAGAAAGCGUGUUCAGUCAACUUUGGCAAACAAUCGGAGUAAAUGAAACGUCUGGUAAUUGGGACUCCCCAUAAAUUUACUGGCAAUCUUUCUUGAAACAUCAACACCCGUUUCUACUACUCCCGAGAGCAUACAAGACAAAAGGCAAAAUUACUUCGACCACUUCUUGACAAUGUCCAGAAUGUAUGUGUUUAACAAAGGCAACAGCAACUUACCUCGUGGCAGUUCGCAGUUUUAUCAUUCCCAUCUUUCAUUAUUUAAAAUGAGCACGCCAACCUAAUCCUAAAUAAAAAUCGAGAUCUGUCCUGAUCGCAAAUAUAUCUCCUAGCUAUGCCGUUAAACCGCGAGGUAAAUAGCUAGCACUCGGAUGAAACUUCCUCAUCUUUUAGUUUGGCAGGUUGGCUGCACCAACAAACGCGUGACACAGAGCGUUCAUGGUUUUUACCAUAAGUGAACGCCUGCAUUUAAUUUACUUCUUUGUACGCAAAUGUGACCGGCCUAUGUGCGAUUCCGCCAAAUCUCGACAUGUAUAUACACUAACAUGGUUGCGAAAUUGAUUUGAAAAUGUGAUUAUUUAUAGAAAUCGAGUUGUAUGCACAGUUUCCCAAAUAUCAGAAUAAUUAUGUGCCGUCCGUAAAACGUGGUGUGCACGAUGUUUUGCUCUGGAUGGUUGAUAGCGCAACCCAAGAACGGCUUUAUGCACAAUCUGACCACAGAGGCUUAGCAAUAAAUGAGGCCUGCUUCCAGACGCUGAUGUCACGUGACACGUGACACGUGACGGUCUGAUCGUUGUGUCCUGCGAUGUCCACCAUGCGCUACACACCAAGGUGCAGCAGACACUGUGAGUGUAGACUUGCGCUGCAUUUACCGCACUCUCCCCUCCUUUCCCACCUCAUCCCGGUAUCGAGACCGAGUCAAGACGACCGGAGACUGGAGAGGGCACAGGUGCAGGGUGCGGCCGAGUCCGCAUCUUGACGCUCCACAUCAUACCUACUGGUCCACACGAGAAAUGAUCAGAAUUUUAGCCAAUAACAACUGUACCACUACGGGUCAGAAGGAACGAGGUUGACUGGACAGCCGUGCUCGGGACCUGCAUACCCAACGGGAGCGCAGCGCCUCUACCGGCUGUAACUCAGACGCCAGAGAACAGCCAGCGCAUACUAGAAUGCGAUGGCCCCAGCCUGGUGAUCCUGGCAUAGCAGACGCUUAGACUUUUAGGCCCAACAUCGAAUAUUUGCCCUUUAAGAUCGCAUGGGACCCAGCACCACAUCAGAAUACCUAAGUUACAUUUGCAAAGACAGGGGUUAAUUAUUGGUCGAUUAGUUCCCACAGUGUUUUCUCCUUAAGUAGUAUUUACCGCAUGAAAAACUACUCUGUUUGUCUCUUAACUGGCUAUGGAUGAUGUCUACAAUAUCGCUUCAAAUAAGCUAAUACCUACCUUAGUUCUCCUUUCUGGUAAUACUUUUCGUCAUGUAUGUACAACGUGCGCGAACAUUGCAUUUUAAAACCAUAUAAUAAUCUACCUGCAUCAUUCGCGGUUUUAGCGUUCUGUGAUUUUUCCCCUCUGAAAUCGUAUUGUAAAGCAUGCUGAAAUAGACGGAGUAAUUUAAAACGAAUUCUAUUCAGUUCAGCUAUUGAAAUGAUAAUCGGACUUCUGAAAUGUGCUUACGAUUUAAAGGGUAAUUUGGCUGAUUUUGAAAUAUUGACUGCCGUGAUUUAUUUACCCCCAGGAUGCUGACUUUUGAACGAAUGCCUUCCUGGUCAUCCAAAGUCACAAUAAAUAAUAAAUAAUUAUUCAUAUAACAUGCAUUUUAUCCGCUGUCUUUCGAUGUCCUUAUAAAUUCAGAUGAACUUUUAAGAAAACAUGCACAAAACAGUCAUUUUUUACUCAUUAGGUAUCAUGUAGUGUCUUCUAUAAAGGUUAUUUUAAAGGAAGGGGAUUUUUUCUCUUAGAAAUUUUUCCAUUUCUCGUUUGAUAUUGAACCGUAUGUACAUGCGCACUUGGGCCUAGGGUUUACAAACUGCAUGUGGCGUAAAUUUACAUGACAUACUUUACUAUACAUUUCUCAUCGAUGUUAAUAAGAUGACAAACAGGUAUCAUUAAAUUUUGCACACAUGGUAUUACUCCUAGAGCAAACAAUUUACGGGCAUAAAAGUGCCACAAUUAUUGACGUUUUAAGCAGAAAGGUGUCAUUCCUUCUAGGCAAAAAUUUGAAAAAAAUGUCAUUUGCCACCGAAUGAUUGCAAACGAGGAUAGACGUGGGCUUUUCGUUUGUUGUAAAAUGUAUUUGCAUUCAUAAUGACAUGGGAAACCGAUCAAAAAACGCCUGCCAACGUAGAAGUUAUCUUUACGAGUGACCAGUAAGCAGUUCGUUUAAACGCUGAUGUCCUGGCAUGGCUAAAGUAUGAAAGGUAAAUUCGAAGUUGGCAAUGUUCGUAUAACAAAAAAACAUUCAAUAUCACCAAUUAGUCAUUGGUACCACGUUUACCAGUAGGAACCAGUCAUUUCACAGUCCUUCAGCCAGACAUACCAUUCACAAAGAGAAAUUCUCUAUGUUACCUUUUGCUUCAACUAAUAUAGCGCACAAUCAUUAAGGUACAACAUCCAAAUAUGGCUUCUAGGCAGAAUUUCCUCCAUGAUGUCUCAAAGGCUGGGAUCCCACAUUCCCUCUACCUCAAUAGUUAAUAUUACUUUGCAUACGCUCGGCUACGAAUAAAGCAAAUGCUGGAUUUGUAGAAUUCAGGAAGCGAUUGUAACGUGAUUUCUCAAGGAAAAAUCUGUAUUGGGGACACUUACUAGCAUAAACGAAUCGCUUUAAAUUUCGUCAGAAUUAAGUAGUGCGGCAAAUUUAAGCACAAAUUAAACUUUGAAAAUGUUUGCAAAGAUAAAUGAGAACAUUUUCGCAAACUGUUCUUUCUCAGCUAUUCUAUUAGAAGGAUGUACUUAAUAACUUUGAGGUUGAGCAUUAAUUUGAAUGCUUCCUCCCAACCAACCAAACACCACUAAAUUAACAGCAGUAGCCAAUGAAAUGCUUGUACACUGUGUGUGUAUAUAUAGGGCUGAUCUGCUCAGGUUCAGCAAGUGGACAUCAAGUCUCGACAAAUAUGAGGCCUUCAUCGUCAAUCCUACUUCGGGCUGCCCUGCUAUACUUGACGGCUACUUUCGGUAUGUGUGGUAUCUGCAUAACAUUCCUAACAUCAAUCCCUAGCAGAUUUCCCGCCGACACUGACGGGUUGCUACGGCAUGGUGUAAAAGACUUAGUGUUUUGGUAUUCAUGCGCUUACAAAAUAACAUAUCUGGCACUUUGACUGUUAUUAGAAGGAACCUUAAACGAAAGCAAGUCAUUAACUCUAGAAAUUAGUAUUACCUCACAAGCUGAUAUAUCUGUUUGUUAGAGCCGGUGAAUAGAUCAUCAACAUUUUUACUCAGUUCUAGAACGCAAGAAUUGCUUAAGGGUGAUAACCACUAAGCCAACAUUGCUGAUGGCAAUUUACUAAAAAAUACUUUGCGGACAUAUCGCUGUACAAAUCCUCAAUUCUGAUUAAUAUAAAAAGUCAAGUUCACCUACUUCACGUUUACAAGCAGAAUUUUAGGCUUAUUAAACUUCUCAACAACAUUAAAUUUAAGCUAUACAUAUAUAGUUGCUGCAUAUAUACUUAAUAAGAAAAUACGAUGACAAUUCAUAGUUCUUCGUUCAGCUUGAUAGUAAAUGUCAUUGAAAAGCCUGUAAAUUUGUGUAUGUUCAAAAUAAGGAAUAGGGUAUCCCGUAAACAUACUAUCAUCAUGGACAACGAUGAAUCUCUGAAUUACAGUCCCAGCUUUGUAAAACAGCGCAUAAACAAACUUUUUAGGAAACGGUAAUUAGUUGUACAUAGAAAAUGCGUUACUUCUCAUAAUGAUAAUAUAUGUGAUAAUAUAUAGACUAGGCCUGUGCAUUCUAGUAGUGUUCGCGUAAAGAGGCUGUAAACUCUGUGGACAGAAAUAGGAUCCGACAUCAUAGGGGUGAACCACAGAUAGUCGACAUUUACAAAUACGAAUUGAUGUUUCUUCCUACAAAAAAGCGAGAAGUAACCUUUUGCUAUCCCAUGUCCCGGUCUAGUAUCCGCCACUGGGCCAAGCAACAGACCGUCCAAUGGACUUGAAGAUAACGUUGUUACCUCUACGGACAAGUGCGUCACGGUCGUUUCUAGCCUACCAGAGAAACUAACGGUAAUAUGCAGAUUGCGGUACUUUGAAAGCGUGCCUUACACAUGGCCUUCCGAUCAGAAUACUUAUUUCUUAGUUGGUUUUUAAUGUUGAAGUAUGUAUGUGCGCAAACAAACUUUAUUGCUCUUUGCACCGCUAUUCUUUCCUUGAUAAUUAGAAUGCAUAAGGCGGGUGUCUCGUAGCGUCCACUGACACAUGUCUACCAUCUCUUGGGUUUAAAAGCAAUAAUGCCUUUCUUUGUGUUGACAGCUGACUUGGUAUUCUAAUUAGUAACACAAAUUUACUUAUUCCUUGAGAACCAGGGCGACAACGAAUAUUUAACUGUACUUCACUCGGAUGCCCUGCGAUACGCGGAUGCACGUUAUCCAGAUUAACAUUUAUUCCUCUUUCAGAAUAUACGCGUGGAUUCACGCAGCCUAUCAUGUGGCGACGGACGCUGCAGAGCUCGGGGAGACGACUAUCUUAAAUUUGAAUACAAACAAGAAAAAGGUACGAUCUGUUGUCCUCACAGAAGAUCACUAGUUAACACAAAAGAAAGAGUCGAGUGUCAUAUUACAUGACACAGGAAAGGUUUAUUUCUUCGGAUGUUUUAUUUUUGUAUACCUUAAUCUGCACUCGUUUAAGCAGAAUUAUGCAUUCGAAGCCUGACAAUUUUGUGCCAAUCUAAUACUCGUAACGUUUCUCGUGAAAUCUCAAAUCAUUGAUGAAGGUGCUUAUUAUCGGCUGCCAAUCACACGCCUUCUGACCGUCAGCCAUAAGGUCCUAAAGAAUAUUUCCCUCCAAGUAAAUCAAAAUAUGCAGAUCACUAACGUAAUGCGCGUUCUAUGAAAAUGCCUAAUGAAUAUAUCCCUCCAAGUUAAUCAGAAUAUGCGGAUCAAUAACGUAAUGCGUGUUCUAUGAAAAUGCAGUGCUAAUGCUCGUAUGAAUGCAUAUGACAGUGGUUGUAACAAGCUCACGGUAUGGACACCGGUUGCAGAUUAUUGAUGGCGCUUUUUCUGUUUGAGAUUUAAACGUCGAUUCCGACGACAUCCACGCGUCGCUCUAGAGAAGGGUGGGUUCAGGGGUGGUUACUAGUGGAUAAGCUAGGUGAGUUUGAUAGUAGACUUGCAAUGCAUCUACUGCAAUUUCUCCUGCUCUCUUGCCUGAAGUUGAUGUUAUGACAAAGUCAAAAAGACCGGAGGUGAGGCGGGGCACAUGUUGCUGACGCGGUGUGAACCAGGAACUAGACGUGUCGCUAUGUGUCAUGCCUCGCUCACAAAAGACCAGGAUCUCGCACAACGGGCAAAGGGGUGGCGAUUCGAAUACCAACUGAAUGGGAGUACCAUAAAGGCCGCAUUUAGAAAGAGCCACUGUAGUCUAAAGCUCGGUCCAGAGAGGAAGAUCAAGUUAACCCGUAAGCUGCGGACAUUCAUAAGUAACCUACCUCGUGAAAUUUUUAGAUGUGUCAAACAUCAAUGGGAAAAAUCCUAAUGCUCGCAUACUCACUCUUUCGUAAAGUGUAGUUUUGCAGUUAGCUGCAAAGAAGAGCAUUCAAAAGGUUUAAUUCUGGAGAGACUUCCAUGUUUUGGGAGUGUGUUGCAGGGUAAUUAGUGUUACAACCGCACUUGAGUAAUCCUUUCGAAAAAGCAUAUCAGAUUUUUCGUUAACACCUCAUGAGAUAGGUCACCCGCUUUAUGUACGGGAACAUAAUUUUUCUGUAUAAUUGUGGACACAAUGACAUUGUAAUACUAAAGUAGUUUGUUUACAUAGGGUAGAUUUCAUGCCUCAAAUGGGCUUUAGCAAUGUAGGUAUUUUAUGAAUUCCUGAUGUUUCAUUUGCUUUCGCAAUGGGGUGACAACACGGAUUUAAUUCCUACUGCGAAAACAGCGAAAGUUUGAGAAAAAAAACAAUAAACAUUUGGGUACUGCUGUAGUAUGAAUUUCAAUGACAGAGAUUCCAUCAUAUGCACAACACAAGCGCUACUUAAGUGAUUUUAGUAGUACUUUUAGAACGGCGGCUUGUCGCAUGCAUAAGAAUGAACAUCCACAUCUGUGCAGUCAUGUAUGUUGUCAAAAGAUCUCAUUUUCGCACAUUUGUCCUAUUUCCGCCUUCAAAUCACUAAGGAUUUGUUGCAGUCCUUUUCAGUGAACAAUGCCACUAUUUCCAGUUCCCAACGUUCUGUCGAAUGUAAGCUUUUUAUAAGCAACUCAAUGCUGUAAAAUUUCAGUUGGAAAAUACUACCAGGCAGAGGCCAAAAUCUGCAGAUAUGACAAGAUCUUUAGAAUUGCCUGGGAGGUGGAGGGCUUUCAAGUGGGGAACAGGCUCACGCGUUUUACACAAUUCCUUGUGCCCAAUGGAGACUGGUCGGCAAGUAGAAUCGGUAAGCAACCCCGUUUAGCAAUUUGAAGAGCAUUGAGAAAGCAAUUGCCUGGCACUCAUAUGCCCCGUCUUUCAGGUUGUAUCCAGCCCCAAUACUCGAUGCCAUUAAUACGAAAUGUCAACGCAGGAUCCACCACUCAAGUUCAGUGCGCCAUAUCGAAAAGGAACUGUUACUACCAGGAAGAUGUACGUGUGUAA